AUGGCCAUCAGCGGCACGGGCCACAACACUGCCAUCGAGACCGCCGCCAAAUCGGGUUUGGUUGGUCCUGAUAACACCCAGUACACACCCCUCAGACCACAGCCCAUUGGAUACGGCUACAAGCCGUGUCUGGUGUUGACACCUGCGCCAGGUCUCGUGGUGAUGUCUUUCUUUAGCGUCAAACCUGCCGGACUCCGAGUAGCUCCGAGUGCUUGGUGCGGGCCACCACACUGGCAUCGAGACCGCCGCCAUGGCGUGAUUGACCCAGAUUGCUGGACAAUGGGGCAAUACAGCGAAAUAUGGAAAGAUUUCUCGGUGUAUUCCUCCAAGCGAUUUGGAAACCCGGAAGACAGCGGUGAAACAUUCUCGAGAGCCGCUCCAAAACCCUCUCACGAGCGGUAUGUUUCCACUUGGGGAUGGAGAAGCCAGCCGUGUGGUGUCCAUAAAGAGACCGGCCAUCUCGCACCCUGGGGCCCCGUCAGCCAGCGCAACGAGAUGAUGGUCAUGGCCAAGAAAUCGCUGUUUUACAUUGCUGUUCUCCUCGCGGCCAGCCACCUGUUGCUCUGCGCGCCCAUGCUAAAAUUGAAAGACGGACAAUCUGUCAGUCAUGACGCGCAGCUGUUGGGAAGCUUCAAUCCCCAAGAUCAAGUCCUGAUGGGACAAGCGAAUAGACUUAAAGAGGCAAUAGAUAAGAGGGGCUACCUCACGUCGGAAGAAGGGUCCGUGGGGCUACAGCUCAACGAGAGAGUCCAGCAGUUGGCAGCCAACGUUAAAGCACCCAAAUUCCAACUCACUGAAACUCAAGAGGCAUUGGUGAAUGUUGUGAGAAGUCUGCAGCCGGCUCUCCGACCCUUUCAAGGUUCGAAGUACUACUAG
This is a messenger RNA of Puccinia triticina, 876 nucleotides long. RefSeq lists its product as uncharacterized. NCBI's taxonomy places the organism in Eukaryota, Fungi, Basidiomycota, Pucciniomycetes, Pucciniales, Pucciniaceae. The record is from RefSeq and is a predicted model, not a curated record. The transcript is spliced from 5 exons. Bases 1 to 876 code for a protein of 291 amino acids.